AUGGCUGUUUCGUCAAGUAGGUCAAAUCGCAAAAGAGUUCUACUCAAAGUAAUAAUUUUAGGUGAUAGUGGAGUUGGGAAGACAUCACUAAUGAACCAGUAUGUCAAUAAGAAGUUCUCAAUGCAAUAUAAAGCAACUAUUGGUGCUGAUUUCCUAACAAAAGAUAUCGUAAUUGACAACAAAUUAGUAACUUUGCAGAUUUGGGAUACUGCAGGCCAAGAAAGAUUUCAAUCACUGGGAGUUGCUUUUUAUAGAGGAGCUGACUGUUGUGCUCUAGUCUACGACAUGACCAAUCCAAAAUCUUUUGAUGGGUUAGAAGCCUGGAGAGAGGAAUUCUUGAUACAAGCUGCACCUAAAGAUCCUAAUUGCUUCCCUUUUGUAGUAAUUGGGAAUAAAUUAGACUUAGAUCAGAAAUCAAGAAAAGUAAGCUCACAAAGAGCCUUAGCAUGGUGUAAAGGUAAACAUAUUCAAUAUUUCGAAACAUCUGCUAAGAAUGCUACGAAUGUUGAUGAAGCAUUUGAAGAGAUAGGACGUAGAGCACUAAGUAGAGAAACAACUGAUGAACAAGCUUAUUUUCCUGAACCACUCACAUUGAAUAAUCAGAACCAACAAGAAUUUGGGCUUUCAGGAUGCUCAUGCUAA
Messenger RNA from Cryptosporidium muris RN66, 642 nucleotides. Its product is annotated as Rab7 GTPase protein, putative. Gene Ontology annotation, molecular function: GTPase activity; GTP binding. The record is from RefSeq and is a predicted model, not a curated record. The transcript has 2 exons. Lineage: Eukaryota; Apicomplexa; Conoidasida; Eucoccidiorida; Cryptosporidiidae. Bases 1 to 642 code for a protein of 213 amino acids.